AUGGUGGGAGGUUCCUCAACCCGAAAGGAGGAAGUACCAAGAGCAAGAGUUAGAGCGUUCCAGAUCACAGCAGAGGAGGCUCGGGAGGAGCCAGAGCUCGUCACUGGUAUAUUUUUCGUGAAUUCUCAUCCUGCACGUAUAUUAUUUGAUUCUGGUUCUACGUAUUCCCUCAUGUCGUAUGCCUUUGUUCGCUUUCUCGAAUCUGUUCCUGUACUUUUGGAUAGACCAUUUUCUGUGGAUACCGCUAGUGGAACCCCUUUAGUAGCUGAUAGAGUAUUCAAAGAUUGUACAUUAGUAUUGGAGGAUCAAAACUUCUCAGUAGACUUAAUCCUUAUGGAUAUUCGUGGCUUUGAUGUGGUUAUUGUUAGUGAAGGAGAUUAUAUUUAUGUGUACAGAGAAAAAGGGGUCGGUGACAUCAAGGUAAUUUCUGUACUCAAAGCUCGUCGAUAUUCAUCUAAAGGGUGCACUUCUUUCAUGGCAUAUGCUUUAGAUGCCACUAAAGAAAGAAAUAAGUUGGCCAAGGAUGUGCCCGUGGUAUGUGAAUUUCAGGAUGUGUUUCCUGAUGAUUUGCCUGGUCUACCACCGGACAGGCAAGUAGAAUUUCGAAUUGACCUUGUGCCAGGUGAUGCACCUAUUGAACGGACACCCUAUCGUCUUGCCCCCGCAGAAAUGAAGGAAAUGAUGAGCCAAUUACAGGGAUUAUUAGAUAAAGGUUUCAUCUGA
Molecule: messenger RNA, 723 nt
Organism: Cynara cardunculus var. scolymus (artichoke)
Lineage: Eukaryota; Viridiplantae; Streptophyta; Magnoliopsida; Asterales; Asteraceae
Exons: 2
Coding region: 1-723 (240 amino acids)
Source: RefSeq, a predicted model, not a curated record